CUGGCGGGGAGCGCGGACGGGGAGCGCGCACGAUGCCCGCGCACUGCCAGCAGAGCCCGGUGCUGGCCGGCAGCGCCGCGUUGGCGGCCUUGGGGGCGCUGGUGCUGUACGUGAGGGAGCCCUCCUGCUAUGGGAAGUACACGGGGAGCCUGGCCGCGGCUCCCCACCUGCCCGCAGGCGCCGCCUGGUUCCUGCAGGAGCUGCCCUCCUUGGCACUCCCUGUGGCGAUGCUCGCCAGGCAGUCCCGCGCCCUCUUGGGUCCGCCUGCGACGGUGCUUCUGGGCCUCUUUUGCGCACAUUACUUCCACAGGACAUUGGUUUACCCCUUCCUCAUGAGAGGGAGGCCUUUUCCAGUCGCGGUGCUUUUCAGAGGCUUUGUCUUCUGUACGGGAAACGGACUCCUGCAAGGCUACUACCUGACUUACUGCACUGAGUACCCUGCCGAUUGGUACACAGACAUACGGUUUAUCCUGGGUGUUUGCUUAUUUGUUUUGGGAAUGGGAAUCAACAUUCAUAGUGACUAUCUAUUGCGCCAGCUCAGGAAGCCUGGAGAAGUCAUCUAUAAGAUUCCACAAGGGGGCUUGUUCACGUACGUUUCUGGAGCCAAUUUCCUUGGUGAGAUCGUCGAAUGGAUCGGCUAUGCCCUGGCCACCUGGUCCGUCCCGGCACUUGCAUUUGCAUUUUUCUCACUUUGUUUCCUUGGGCUGCGAGCUUUUCACCAUCAUAGGUUCUACCUCAAGAUCUUUGAGGACUACCCCAAAUUUCGGAAAGCCCUCAUUCCAUUUAUCUUUUAAAGAAACCAAAUUUAAAAAGGAACAAAACUCCCACAAUGUUGUUGAAAAUCACUGUAACCUUUAAGGUUCACAUAUCUAUGAUGUAAUAGUUCGUAUAUACAUGAUAUACGCAAUGGUAGGCCUUCUGUGCUCUUUCAGCUGGCCUGGAGAGUCUGCAUGAUACUCCCCCCCCCCCCCCCCCCCCCGCCCAGGGCUCUUGAUCCUGAUCUCAUGUUGAAGCUUCAACCAUGCCCUUGGCUAUUCCUCCUAGAAAGUGCAAGGCUUCCCCAUGUGUGUUUCUUUGUGUGACCCAAGUUCAUGUGGCUUUAUACCUGCUCUACAUCAAUGUCAGAAAGCUCUGCAGUCAAGAAAGUUUUGCGUAGAGGGUAGUGUUUAUAGACUUAAUUAAAGAUGCAUGUUCUACACCUGUAUGAAUAAGGAGAGAUUUAAAUUCUGAAGCUGCACAGCCCCCGAGCAAAUCUACCGCCAAAUGAAAACUGAGUCACGUCUUCCUUUUCCUUAGAUAAUUAGGAAAGAUGUGAGAUGGCGAGGCAGCCUUUUAACAGAGGAGCCCUCUCUUCCCAUUGCUGUGAAUGCAACCAUCCCUUGACCCCAUUUCAAAUGUUUGCAGUGUCUUAGGGCCUCUGUCUUCCUGAGGAUUUCAUUCCCUCGGUUAGAGGCAUCAGAGCCUAACGCAGAGAACUGGUUUUCCUGAUGGUUUCAGUGACACAAAGAAAAAGACACAGCAGUGGAUGGCUCCUGAGAGAGUGCAGAAGAGUUUUAGAGUGGCUCCUGCAAACUCUCCUAUCCUUGGAAACCGGUGGAAAUAUCCAAAUAAUGAGCGGGCGUCAAGUAAGGAGACGACGAAGGACAGAUGCUGCUUGCCUCAACGAGGUGUCCACAGUGACAGUGAAGCAAAUCGGAAGAACCCAGCAACACUCAUCUCUGGGUUUCUCCCCCACAGCUCCAGGACCUGAGCUAGAAGGUGCAUCUUGAACAUCAGCUCUCAAAGGAGCCCAGAACAGAAGCCAAGAGCUGCAACCAGAAAGAGGAAUCAGGGCAGAAAGCCUGUUUGAUUCUUUUUGCGGGGGGAGGGGUGGCAGGCGCAGACAGUAAUUUACAAGUAUCUUGAUUUUCUCUUUUUUACUUUCAAUGUUUCUAAAAUUUAAAAAUGAGGAGGUUUUUGCAUUCUAGUUUCUUUUUUUAUUCUUUUUUGGGGGGGCGGGGGGGAUGUUAAUCCUCACCAGAAGAUAUUUUUCCAUUGAUUUUUAGAGAGCAGAAGGGAAGGGGAGAGACAGAGAGACAGAGAAACAUCGAUGUGAGAGAGACACCAUUGAUUGGUUGCCUGCAACCAAGGUACGUGCCCUUGGCAAGAAUCGAACCCGAGACCAUUCAGUCCGCAGGCUGACGCUCUAUCCACUGACCCAAACCGGCUAGGGCCAUUCUAGUUUCUUUAAAAAGUUGGAGAACCUGAGCUCAUGGAGCCUGCUAAGAACAGGGACUAAUCAGCUAGUUUUCGCUAGAAUUGGCAACCUGUGUAGAGGGUCACCCAAGCCUGGGUGCUGAGACGAUGGGCUGUGGGAGGAAGGGCUGAAAACCUGUAAUGAGAAUGUAUGAAGGUACUUGUGUCCUCUGAUCUAGGUCUGGAGCAAGGAUUGGUAAAAUGGAGCAAGCUCUUUUGAGAAAUGAACACCAGUGUUACCAGAUGUGGUGCUAUGCAUAGAAAUUCACAUAAGACUCUUGGAUGAUUUGAGGAUGCUGCAGAUUACUGAAAAAUACAAAUUGUAAUCAUGUAAAUAAGUGUUUUUGCUGUUCAUUAAAUACCUCCUGAAUCAUGGAUGUUGAGUACUUUGUUUGAAUUAAAAGGCCGCUGGACUCAUGAAGAUUUUUAUAAGAUGUUGAGCUGUGGUUCCCCCCCCCCCC
Molecule: messenger RNA, 2696 nt
Organism: Myotis daubentonii (Daubenton's bat)
Lineage: Eukaryota; Metazoa; Chordata; Mammalia; Chiroptera; Vespertilionidae
Gene: SRD5A2
Product: steroid 5 alpha-reductase 2
Biological process (GO): steroid biosynthetic process
Cellular component (GO): membrane
Molecular function (GO): 3-oxo-5-alpha-steroid 4-dehydrogenase activity
Source: RefSeq, a predicted model, not a curated record